AUGGGUCUAUCAAGUCUGCCAGCUCCAUCUGAAGGAGUACUAUGUCUGCUUUUAGUAAACACUGCCUUAUCAAUUUCAAUUGUCAAAGGAAUAGUCCGUUCAAUCCUGCACAUUGUUGGCAUCCGUUUGUCGCCUUCCUCCCCAUCUGCUUCACUCCCAUCAUCAGAUAACUCUGAAGACACCAGAGAGUCGUUUGAAAUUCAUUUUAGCCCCCCAGAUAAUUACAUUGAGGAGUUCCGAAGCAGGAUGCCGGCAAUCCGAUUCAACACGGUGUGCAGCUGUAAACUGCCUGAACAUGACUGCUCGGUUUGUUUGAAUCAAUUUGAGCCAGAAUCAGAGAUAAAUCGCUUGUCAUGUGGCCAUCUCUUUCAUAAAGUGUGCUUGGAGAAGUGGUUGGACUAUUGGAACUAUACAUGCCCUCUUUGCAGGACUUCUUUGAUGCCUGAAGAGGAUACAUCUUGCUUUUGGUGA
Dovyalis caffra is the source of this 471-nucleotide messenger RNA. Lineage: Eukaryota; Viridiplantae; Streptophyta; Magnoliopsida; Malpighiales; Salicaceae. The record is from the annotation of a GenBank genome assembly.